AUGAAAGGCAUCUCAAAUGCCUCUGACUCCGCAGUCAAGUGGACAAACCUGGAGUAUGAGAGGCAGGCCAAUCCUGAGAUAGUCGACAAGCUGAUUCCUGCCCACCUCUCAGGCCAGGUGUCUGGAACUGAUGCCCCUCUGGAGGACGGCAACGGUGGCGUUGGUGGAAGCGUUGGAGGCAGAAAGAGUUCACUCUUGGAGUCUACCUUAACUGGUGCAGCAGCAACGGUUAGGGAGACAGCACCAGGAGCAACACUGCAGAUCUCCGAGACGACUCUGCCCACGAACGAGGACAACGCUCCUACUCGAUCUCGGCACUCCAGUGGUCGUAGAUCGCCUGAUACGCAGCAACAAUCGUAA
Hydatigera taeniaeformis is the source of this 360-nucleotide messenger RNA. The record is from the annotation of a GenBank genome assembly. Lineage: Eukaryota; Metazoa; Platyhelminthes; Cestoda; Cyclophyllidea; Taeniidae.